Messenger RNA from Humulus lupulus (European hop), 1674 nucleotides. RefSeq names its product trihelix transcription factor ASR3. Lineage: Eukaryota; Viridiplantae; Streptophyta; Magnoliopsida; Rosales; Cannabaceae. The transcript is spliced from 2 exons. The coding region runs from base 254 to 1291 and encodes 345 amino acids. The record is from RefSeq and is a predicted model, not a curated record.
AAAGAGAAGGGCCUUCUGUUUUUUUUCUCUCUCUCACUCCUCACCAUUUUCUUUCUCUUCUCACUCAUCAUCACAGAGUCUUAACGGAGAAGAUGAGCUGACCGUUCAUCCUCCUAACGGCGUAACGGAGUAUUCAACCCAAAACGCCGUUUUCUUCCGUUCAAUCGGUCACGUGCCAUCCAAACCAUUAAUAAUAAUAAUAUUUAUUUUAUUUAUAAUAAUAAUAAUAGUAAUAAUCUCAUCUCCUUUUUUUAUGGCUUUGGAGCUCAGCUUACCAACGAACCCCGUUGACACCGAGGCUGACGGUGUCACUAACGGCGUCGACGCCCGACCUUCCUCCACCGACGGCGGAGAUGACGGCAGAAGAGCCCCCAGGCUCCCCCGCUGGACUCGCCAAGAGAUUCUCGUCCUCAUACAAGGUAAGCGAGUUGCCGAGAGCAAAGUCCGCAGAAUCCGAACUGCCGGCGCCGCUUUCGGGUCGGGUCAGGUCGAGCCCAAGUGGGCCUCUGUUUCUUCGUAUUGCAGGAUGCACGGUGUCAACCGUGGCCCCGUUCAGUGCCGGAAGCGGUGGAGCAAUUUGGCCGGCGAUUACAAGAAGAUUAAGGAGUGGGAAUUGCAGAGGAAAGACGGGUCCGACUCCUUCUGGGCUAUGAGGAACGACUUGAGACGCGAGAGGAAGCUUCCCGGAUUUUUCGAUAAGGAGGUUUUUGAUAUUUUGGAUGCCGGGUCGGGCGGUGGAGUUGGUCAGCAAGCCACUCCGGUCGUGGCUCCCCCGCCGGCUGAGGAGAUGGAGAAGGACGCCACCGCUGAGGAGCCGGAGGAAAACACUGUCAUGUUCGAUAGCCGCCGUGGGGCUACGGCUGAGGACGGCAUGUUCUCGGACUUUGAGCAGGAGGACUCCGUUCGGAGUCCGGUGAAGGAAGCGGCAGCGGCGACGGCGACCAAAGAAGCCCCACCGGCAGCUUCGAUGGGGAUUCCUGCUGUGCCGAUAUCAUCCGUUGCGGCAGCUAACGUGGAACAACCAACUUCAAAUCCUGAGAUUGGUUCUACAUCUCAAGAGGGAAGGAAGCGAAGACGGAUGACGUUCGACGGGGACGGCGGCGAAACCAGUUUACAGAAUCAGUUGAUUGAUGUGCUAGAGAGGAAUGGUAAGGCUGUGGCUUCCCACCUUGAUGCUCAGAACACUCAUUUCCAACUUGACCGGGAACAGAGGAAAAACCAUUCUGAUAGCUUAGUAGCUGUUCUUAACAAGCUCGCAGAUGCAUUGGUCAGAAUCUCAGAGAAGUUGUAGUAGAAAAACAAAGCAGUCAUCACUAUGUUAGUGUACAUAAACACAAGUCCACCACUUCUCUCCGAGGUGAGUUGACUCUAGUGAGGGCAUUCACAUCUCUUCUAGUCUUCUUCUUCUUCUUUUAAUAAUAUAUUUUUUAUUUAUUAUAUUUUCUUUUUUCUUUUUUGGGGUACAUGUCACCUUUGGUGGCAUACCAUCACCAUGAUAGCGUCUAUACACAGAUACUGAUUUUUGCAAGUUAUAAAAGGGUUUAGCAAUAACCACAUUUCUUCAGCUUCUUCUGAUAUGUUGUCACUCGAUAGGGAAGUUUUUCUUUGUAUGCCUAUGCGAUUGUACGGGCUAUUGAUGAUAUAUUUUGAUAAGAUGACUGAAAUGUUUUUACA